This is a messenger RNA of Diaporthe batatas, 933 nucleotides long. RefSeq lists its product as uncharacterized. The coding region runs from base 1 to 933 and encodes 310 amino acids. NCBI's taxonomy places the organism in Eukaryota, Fungi, Ascomycota, Sordariomycetes, Diaporthales, Diaporthaceae. Gene Ontology annotation, molecular function: fatty acyl-CoA hydrolase activity. The transcript has a single exon. The record is from RefSeq and is a predicted model, not a curated record.
AUGAUCCCCCGACCUCGCCUCCGCCCGCUGUCCGCCCUCAGCCGAGGCUGGCAGCGGCAGCAGCAGCAGCAGCAGCAGCAGUGGCCCGCCCGCCCAUCCUCAUCCUCAUCAGCCUCGCCCGCCCGCCCCAACACCACAGACCAACAAGACCUCCCAGCCCCUCCCCCGCAGCGGUGGCUGUCCGACCUCCACGCCCGGCUCGGGAAGUGCAUCAUGUUCGGGUGCACGCCGGCACAGGUCACAGAGGCGGGCGCGGUCCUGCGGGCGCUGGCGGGCGAGUGGAGGGCGCUGAGCGCCGGCGCCGAGGGCUUCCUGACGGGCGGCGGCGGCGGGCUGCGCGGGCUCGAGGGCCAGCAGGUCGUGUGGGGCGAGCAGGACAGCUUCCGCCACGUCAACAACGUGCAGUACGUGCGCUGGGCCGAGUCGAGCCGCGUCAACUGGGCCACGCACCUCGCCCGCGCCCAGCGCGACCCGGAGCGCGCGCGGCGCUGGGCGCAGCUCAUGACCCCCGACGCCGUGGGCCUGAUCCUCAAGAGCAUCAGGGUCGACUACAAGAUGCCCCUGACCUACCCGGACCGCGUGUCCGUCUACCACCGCCUGCGCUUCCCGCCCUCCUCCCCGGAGCAGCAGCGCCGGCCGUCGUCGCUGGUCCUCGACGCCGCCGUCUUCUCGCACCGCCACCGCCGCGUCUGCGCCCGCGUCGAGGAGGACGUGGUCAUCUACGACUACCGCGCCGCCCGGAAGACCGACAUGCCGCCGUUCAUGCGGGACGUCCUGGAGGAGACGUUCGCGGCGCAGCUGCGGGAGACGGCCCGGGCCAGGCGGCGCGUCUGGGAGCUGGUGCGCGCCGUGGAGGCCCUCGAGGGGGGGACCUGGGACCGGCCUGAUGCUGUUGAGGAUCUCGGUGGUGCCGCGGGGGUGGGCACCAAGUAA